Molecule: messenger RNA, 1129 nt
Organism: Ananas comosus (pineapple)
Lineage: Eukaryota; Viridiplantae; Streptophyta; Magnoliopsida; Poales; Bromeliaceae
Product: OTU domain-containing protein At3g57810
Exons: 9
Coding region: 254-904 (216 amino acids)
Biological process (GO): endoplasmic reticulum unfolded protein response; protein deubiquitination
Cellular component (GO): nucleus; cytosol
Molecular function (GO): cysteine-type deubiquitinase activity
Source: RefSeq, a predicted model, not a curated record
CAAUGGGCUGGCCCCUUUAAUCUCCUUGGGUUCACGCACGCUUGCUUCAUCUUCUCUUUCUCCUCUCCGCCUCUUCCGACUGGUUCUAACUCGCUCGCUCCCUCGCCGUCCGAGAAGUUCUCCGCAAAGUCUUAACUCCCUCCAUUUUACCUCCGAACAUACACACCAGAGGCUAGUACAUAUUUCUGGAUUUAGGCGGUGUUACCGUGAUAGAAUCAACUGGCUUGCGGAUUUGAUUGAUAAUUCGGCGACCAUGGCCGGUGUAUGCAAGCCUUCAAAUGAGGUUCUCCUUCAACAACUGAAAGAUGGAACUGCUAAGUUUGAGCUCCUUCACUUGCCGAAUUCCCCAACUUCGGAUGGUCUACAAUUGUUUGCUCGAAUCAGUUCCUCACUGGGUAGGAUGUCUCCGGCAAUGAAGAAAAUGGAGCAUUAUUCAGUUCAGAAGGUGACUGGUGAUGGUCGUUGCAUGUUCCGAGCCCUGGUGAAAGGAAUGGCGAGAAAUAAGGGAAUCACGCUAAGCCCAACAGAUGAGAGAGAAGACGCAGAUGAUUUACGGAUGGCUGUCAAAGAAAUCAUAUGUGACAAUGAUACAGAACGAAUCAAGUAUGAAGAAGCGCUAGUAGCAAUUACUGUGGAGGAAUCUUUGAAUCGCUAUUGUCAACGUAUACGGAGGUCUGACUUUUGGGGAGGAGAGUCAGAACUACUGGUAUUAUCCAAGUUAUGCUGCCAACCAAUCAUUGUGUACAUACCAGAGCACGAGCAUUCUGCAGGAGGAUGGGGGAAUGGAUUUAUUCCUAUUGCUGAAUAUGGAUCUGAAUUUGGAAAGCGCUCAAAGAAAGGGAAGAAAAGGAUGCCUGUGAGAUUGUUAUACAGCGGCAAAAACCACUAUGAUCUACUCAUCUAAAACCGUGUUGACUGUUGAGUAUCGCAUGUCACAAAUAUGCCAAUAUACUGUUGUACUCGAUUGAUCAAUUGUUCCUCCUGAACCUGGUGGACUGCACUAGAUACAGCAUGUUUAUUUGCAUUCUCUAUUACUGGUCAAUUAAUAAAGACUACUGUAGAAUUAGUGUUAGUGAUCUGUUCUUCAAAACUGUGUUCCAAUCUAGUGUUAGUGAUCUGUUCUUCAAAA